AUGGGAAAGUGGAGUACCGUGCUUGUGUUGCUUGUGCUAGUUGUUAUAGUGCAUGCAAGUGCACGUAAGGUGCCAACGGAUGGUGGUGGCCAUGAUGAACAAACACUGGGUGUGCAUACAAGUGCACCACAUGCAGAGUCUCCACGUAAAAAUGGUGUUGAUGACAAAAAACAUUUUGUAUUUGGUGGAUUUGCUGGGAUGGGUGGCUUUGCUGGCGUUGGUGGAAUCGGUGGAGGGAUUGGCAAAUUUGGUGGAAUCGGUGGAGGAAUUGGCAAAUUUGGUGGGAUCCAUGGAGGGAUUGGCAAGUUUGGUGGAAUCGGUGGUGCUGCAGGAAUUGGUGGCUUCCAUGGCAUUGGUGGUAGAGCUGGUGGUCUAGGUGGUGGUGUAGGAGGUCUAGGUGGUGUUGGAGGUUUGGGUGGUGCCGGUGGCGGCGUAGGAGGUUUGGGUGGUGCCAGCGGUGGUGUAGGAGGCUUGGGUGGUGCUGGAGGCUUGGGUGGUGUCGGUGGCGGCGUAGGAGGCUUGGGGGGUGCGGGUGGUGUGGGAGGCUUAGGUGGUGGUGUAGGCUUGGGUGGUGGUGGUGGAGUGGGUGGUUUGGGUUGUGGUGGUGGUGUCUUUCACCAUUGUCAUGAUCCUUAA
Gastrolobium bilobum is the source of this 636-nucleotide messenger RNA. RefSeq lists its product as uncharacterized. Bases 1 to 636 code for a protein of 211 amino acids. The transcript has a single exon. NCBI's taxonomy places the organism in Eukaryota, Viridiplantae, Streptophyta, Magnoliopsida, Fabales, Fabaceae. The record is from RefSeq and is a predicted model, not a curated record.